UCCUCCUCCUCCUCCUGCCGGGCGGGGCGGGGGUCGGCAGUCCCGGCGCGCUGCCGCCGCGUGGAGCCGCGCUGCGUGUCCCCGAUCCCAUAUCCCCCAUCCCAUAUCCCCCAUCCCAUAUCCCGUAUCCCCGGCCCCGGCUCCCUCCGCCGCCCCGAGCCGUGCCCCCGCUGCGGGCCGGCGGCGCGGGGAUGGGCGCGGGGCUGUGAGCGCGGCCGCGAGCCGUGGCCAUGGGGAACAUCUCCUCCAACAUCUCCGCCUUCCAGUCCCUCCACAUCGUCAUGCUGGGCCUGGAUUCGGCGGGCAAGACCACGGUGCUCUACCGCCUCAAGUUCAACGAGUUCGUUAACACCGUGCCCACCAUCGGCUUCAACACCGAGAAGAUCCGGCUCAGCAACGGGACGGCCAAGGGCAUCAGCUGCCACUUCUGGGACGUGGGCGGCCAGGAGAAGCUGCGCCCGCUCUGGAAGUCCUACAGCCGCUGCACCGAUGGCAUCAUCUACGUGGUGGACUCAGUGGACGUGGACCGGCUGGAGGAAGCCAAGACGGAGCUGCACAAGGUGACCAAGUUCGCGGAGAACCAGGGCACCCCGCUGCUGGUCAUCGCCAACAAGCAGGACCUGCCCAAAUCGCUGCCGGUGGCCGAGAUCGAGAAGCAGCUGGCCCUCCACGAGCUGACCCCUUCCACCACCUACCACAUCCAGCCCGCCUGCGCCAUCAUCGGCGAGGGGCUGACGGAGGGCAUGGACAAGCUCUACGAGAUGAUCCUCAAGCGCAGGAAGUCCCUCAAGCAGAAGAAGAAGCGGACAGACAAUAGUGGUGAUAACAAAGCGGCUCCCGCCAGCCGAGCCCAGAUCCCGGAGCUCCCCUCUCCCACCGCCCCGUGCUCCUGAGGGUCUGAUCCGGACUCCUUUGGGCUGGAAACAUGGAAAAACGGGAUGAAUCCCCCCUCUCCAUCCUCCGGGACCGCCGAGCCUUUGUGUGCCGGGGAACCAGCAGGGCAGGACCUUGUUGGAGUGCGUUCGAGCGGAGCCCAGCGUGCUUUUGGAUCUUUAACGUGGGCAUUUGGGGGCAUCUGGGGUGUGGAUGCCAGCCCCCCACAUGCAUUUUGGGGCGGGGGGGUCGAUGCUGCGGAGGGUGGGGAUGCACCGUGGCUCGGCAAGGUCAGCGGGGAGGGGGCUUGCAGCCCUUGUCCCUGCAUCCCCGCAUCCCUGGAUCCCUCCCCCGCGGGCGGCGGUGGGAAGGGGUGUUGCAAGCUUGGAGGGAGAGGGGGGUUGGACCAGCAGAAAAUGUCUUAGUGGGGUGGGUGUGAUGGGUAAGGGGACAUUCACCCACCCUGGCUGGUGUUUUAGGGUGCAGAGCAAGGACGGGCAGCCUUUGGGUUGGGGGAGAGGAUGCGACACUGGGGUGCUGAGCAGCUGCUGAGUGGUGCAGAGCUUCAAGCUCUUGGCUCAAAAAAAAGGGUGAAAAAAAGGGAAAAAAAAGCACCCAAGAGUUUGGGGUGAACACUGCUGGAAGCGCUGGGGGGGUUGUGCAGGACCCCCGUUUCUCAAAGGCUCGGUGGUGUCACCUCCUGCAGCAAAGCCCCCGCAGGCGUGCAUUGGCCUCGUGCACAGGGUGCCCCCAGGUGCGGCUUUGGAGGUGAUCCGGACUAAGGGUCGCUUAGUAAAACCCCCCAAAAAGGCAGAGUUUGGGAUUCUGGCUGCUGUGCUGCUCUGCAGUGGGGCAGGAGGCCAAG
This is a messenger RNA of Ficedula albicollis (Collared flycatcher), 1738 nucleotides long. RefSeq names its product ADP ribosylation factor like GTPase 4C (gene ARL4C). The record is from RefSeq and is a predicted model, not a curated record. Gene Ontology annotation, cellular component: cytoplasm. Gene Ontology annotation, biological process: endocytic recycling; intracellular protein transport. Lineage: Eukaryota; Metazoa; Chordata; Aves; Passeriformes; Muscicapidae. Gene Ontology annotation, molecular function: GTPase activity; GTP binding. Bases 231 to 893 code for a protein of 220 amino acids. The transcript is spliced from 2 exons.